Molecule: messenger RNA, 3175 nt
Organism: Linum trigynum
Lineage: Eukaryota; Viridiplantae; Streptophyta; Magnoliopsida; Malpighiales; Linaceae
Source: the annotation of a GenBank genome assembly
CAACCACCUAACAAUUUUGUACUACAAAACAUUUAUUCCUCCCACCCUCCCCAAAUUCCUCCAUAUCCACAUACAUAUAUGUUUGUUACACCACCAACACAAAGAACAACAACAAAUUUCCUUUCUAUUUCUUGCUCUCUCUCUCUCUCUCUCUCUCUCUCUCUCUCUCUCUUCUUCUUCUUCUUCUUCUUCUUCUUCUUUGUUGUCCAAAUUAAGACUUCGAGAUAGUAGUAAUAGGGUGAUGGGUAGAUCUCCUUGUUGCGAAAAAGAGCACACAAACAAAGGAGCAUGGACCAAAGAGGAAGACCAACGCCUCAUCAACCACAUCAAGCUCCAUGGUGAAGGCUGUUGGAGGUCUCUUCCCAAGGCUGCUGGUUUGCUACGAUGCGGGAAGAGUUGUCGGCUGAGAUGGAUAAACUAUUUAAGACCCGAUCUCAAGAGAGGAAACUUCAGUGAACAAGAAGACGAGCUUAUUAUCAACCUCCACAGCUUGCUUGGGAACAAGUGGUCACUAAUAGCUGCAAGAUUACCAGGGAGAACAGAUAACGAGAUAAAGAACUACUGGAAUACCCACAUCAAAAGAAAGCUCUAUAGCCGUGGAAUUGACCCCGUUACCCAUCGUCCCGUCACCGGGACCACCACCGUCACAACCACCGUGGGACCUACCACAACAAGACGAACCGCCAAUACCAAUAGCAACAACAGAAAACAAGCCACCACCAUCGUCCCGACCACCAAUCUCUUUUACGGCGAUACAAAUUGCUUCCAGUUGUUGGAACCAAUAGCGACGAAACAAAGUCCGUCACAAGAGUUUACAAUUAUGAUUGGCCACAAUACUGAUUCAGGCAAUACCGACAACAGUAGCAACAGCGACAACACUGGAGUUACGACGGAGGAAGCGGUGAAUGUUGCAGUCGAUGGAGAGAUCAAUUUAGAUCUCUCCAUCGGCCUUCCGAUGUCGUCAUCAUCGUCAUCUUCAUGGCCAGAUUUGUUGCCAAAGACUGGGAGAGCAUGUUUGUGUUAUAAGGAUGUUCUAGGGUUUCAGAGUAGUAGAGGUAGUGCUAAUAGUAGCAGCAACACUAAUAAGUUAUUUAGGUGCGGAUUAGAGACGGCCGCCGCGGAAGAUCCGAGGGUUGUGCCGAAGUUAGCUUUAGCGACGGCUAGUAGUGUUUUUAGAUUUUAUAACGACGCUUAGUUUUUGUUUCUUCUGUUUUGCUUUUCGCAUAUUUGCACGGGAACUUUCAUCGGCUUUGAAAAAACCUACGGGAGAGGAGAAAAUAUACGCCGGUGUACAUAUGUCCAAAUGUACGAUGUUGUAAAUAUUUGUAAGGACACUUUGUGGAGGGUUGAGCUUCAAAGCAAUUCUUGAAAUAUAAUUGUGAUUAGCAAUGGCUAGUUAGUUGAUCAUUAAUAGAUUCUUAACAAUGAACUUCCAAUGAAUUCAUGUAUAGUAAAAAUGAGAUUGAGAAUGAAGGAUUGUUAUGGUGCAUAUUGGAUAUAUAAGGAAAAUGAUCUGGUAUAUAAGUGUUCACCCAUCUCUAUUAGUAUAUGAUGUCUUUUGACUUUUGAGAAAUGAACUCAUCAAUAGUAAAUUCAUGUUGGUUUGAUCCAACAUGGACAAUAUCUUAAUAAUGGAGCAUCCGGUCUCAUCAAGUGGUAUUAGAGUCUUAUUUCAAUUUUGGGUAGUGGAAUUCAGUUUGUGGACCCCCCCCCCCCCCCCAUUCGCGACAUUAUAGAAUUUUAGAUUCCCAUUUGGCGGAUCUAACGGGAGAUCUGUAUAUGUCUAUCUAGAAAAUCAAAGGAGAUUUGCAUAUGAUAAUUUUUUUAUGUUGAAAAGUCUUUACUUUACAAGGUAGUUUGGACAGGUCAAGAUAAUCACUGAGGAGAGGACAUGAAGGUUGUGGUACUUGUCUUGAGGAGAGGAUUGUUAUAGUGCAAUCCAAGUACUACACCAAAUAUACAAGAAUAAUGAUUUAUGUAUAUAAGUGUCCACGAAACUCCAUUAGUAUGAGGUUUUUUGGGGAAAAAAUCCAAAAGUAAAUUGUGUAGACUAGGUCCAAAGUAGACAGUAUCAUACUAUUGAAGCAUAUGAUCUUAGCAAGUGGUAUUAGAGUCUUAUUAUUAGGGCGAUAUAUUCCAAUUUGGCGGGCCCUUAUUAUAUGACCUCAGUAUUUGAGAUCCAAAUCUAGCGGAGCUAAUGGAGAUACACAUAUGUCUAGUGGAUCGGAUCAAAGAAGAUUGCAUAUGGGACUUCCUGUUAUCGAGAAAUCUGACGAUACAAGAUGGUUUCGGCCAUUUAAGAUGAUCACGAAGGGGAAAUUUGUGGAUCUUGUCCUAAGGGGAGGAUUGUUAUGGUACAAUGCAAGUUACAUCAGAUAGACAAGGAAAAUAUUCUCUUGUAUGUAGUGACAUAGCCAAGAUUUUACUCAACGCAAGUCCAAUGUGAAUAAUAUAAGAUGAAUUUCAUUAAUGCUACAAGAAACCACGAAGCGUUUCCAUAUUUUGUUAAUUUCUAAAACACGUUCUUCAUCCAAACUAGUUGUCAAGUAUGUAUCCUUUUAAUAUAUCCUACAAAACAAAUCAUCAUGAAUUCAACGAUUAUUCGACUUUAAAGUGUGUUCAUCAUGCACUACAUUGCGACAAAUAUACCUUCAACACUUAAUGAGAGCACGAGACAAGCAACGACACAAAUUUUACAGGUCGGUACACAAACGAAAAUCCUUGAGAUUCUGUCACAACCUUUGUCAGCUAGGAGAGGGCUUAAGGAUUGAAUUUGAAAGUAAAUAGGAAUUGAAAAAUCAAAAAUUAUAGGUUCUAUUUACCGUGGAUCAUUUAUGUAAUCGUUAAAAAAAACUUAUAAUAUGUGUAAUUCAAUUGUUAGUGUCAUUUACUUAUAAGACUUAAAUUUCAUGGAUAACUUAUAUUUACAUAUUAUUUUUAAAGGUAAUUCCAAAUUAAAAGUGGGUCCAGAUCCACUACUUGUGUAUAAGUGUUCAUCAAACUCUAUUUGUAUGAGAUCUCAUUUGAGAAGGAAAUCAUCAAAAAGUAAUUCGAUGCAGUAUCAAACCCAAAUCAGACAAUAUCAUACUAAUUGAUAAUAUUGAGCAUAUAUUGCCAAUGUACAUCUUAUUUGAUAUCAUUGUAAUGAUGGCAUGAAUAUAUACAAGUGAUUCCA